CGGAGCACCCGGAGGAAACCCACGCGGACACGGGGAGAACAUGCAAACUCCGCACAGAAAGGCCCUCGCCGGCCACGGGGCUCGAACCCAGGACCUUCUUGCUGUGAGGCGACAGCGCUAACCACUACACCACCGUGCCGCCCCACAUGUGUAUUUAUUUUCUCUAAUUUUUUUACACAAAGCACUUGUCACUGUGUGCAUUGUUGCCACAUUGUGAGAUGUUUGUUUAUAGGUGUGUAACUUGUUUACAUUGAAAUGUUGCACCUUUGUUACCGACCUCUAGUGUUCAAGACACGAUGCUCAGGCUGAAAUAUUGUACCUUUGUUGUUACUAUUCUGUGCUACUUUUACCUCUGGAGUUCCCAUCCAACGAUUCAGCCAGACUUUUUUUUUGGUCCAUGUCUAAAUACACUGACAUGAUUUUGUUAUGUUUUUUUUUUGUGCCAGUCUUUUACAUAUUUGAAAAGAAACUAUUGUACUGUCACUUUCAUAGACUUGGCUUCUUUAUUAUAUAAAAUAUCUACAACAAAUAUUAACCAUAGAAUCAAAUCGUAUCGUUCUUACACUGUAUGGAAUCAGUUCGUAUCGAAUCGGUCUGUAAUAAAAGGAUAUCGUUUUUGAAUCGAAUCGUAACCUGUGUAUCGCGAUGCAUAUUGAAUCGUUUAUCACAGAGAGAUGUGCAACCCUACUGUUCCACAUUUCCCACAAUCACAGCUGAAGUAUAUCAGGACUCUCAGAACACGUGUGGUGUGAAGUAAACGCUCAGUGUUCCAGGGCUUUACCCAAAGCACGGAUACGCGGCACUCCGCCACACUGUGUGAUGUCAGCACCACGCUGUCAGUUGCAAUCAAUCAAUAAUGAACAAUGCAGAAUACUUUCUGCACCUAAAUAUCUCCUAUUCCCUUCUGAAAAUGAGUAAUAAGUAUAGAAAGAGGAAGAUAUUGUAGGGUCAUUCCAUGUCAAAUCUCCGAAUGCUCCCACUCGACCAUCUCAGAUUUGGCUGAAAAAAUUCCAGGAGGUUCAAACACUUCCCAGUAGUUAAAGUCCCAAAUUUUAGCUCCCAACUCCUUAUAGUUUUGUCAUUUAAAAAAAAUGUUUGCAACUAACCUCGGACCCGUUUUGAGCAGAGUUUUUUGGGGAGCCACUUUGAGAUUGCUGUAUCUAGAAAAGUAUUUAAGCUAGGUCCUUCAAAUUUUCAAGGGUCAAAAUCUGGCACCAGUUCUUGUAGAAUAUGGACUUUUACAUGUGUGCUUUUGGUUUAUCAUAGAAUUCCGGGGGCUUGAAUUUGCUCGGAAAUUCUACACUACGCUCUGUGGCAGCAUAUUUGAAGGACUGUGGAAAGUGCAAUUUCAAAGACAGACGCUUGAUAUUGCACAUACACCUUCCCAUAUAUACUGUGUACUUUGUGUUCUAAAAUUGCCCCUCUGCGAUGAGCGGUUUGGAAGAUAUUAAAGUUUAAAAAUAGAAAAAAAUAACUUGGUGACAUUUUGGCAUGUUAUAGCAAAAAAAUGACAGCAUCCACCAACACAAAAUUGACUGUUUUAGAAAGAUUAGAUGUCUGUUUUUAACAUUUCCAAAAUUUGUGAUGGUGUUCUGCCUUAUUUUUGCAAAAUGAUUUUUUGAAAAUGUGGCGUUCGCAUACACGCACAGCAUUCAUGGCCUAUGAAAGCAUUUUCAAAUGCUAACAAAAUACCCUGAAUUUAUGAGACACAGCUUAAACUCAACAAAAAUGCUUCAUUUGGUUCAUGGUAAACUAUACCUGAAGGAUAACCUAUAUGCAACCUUUAGAUACUGAAAUAUUGGAGCUCCAAUACGGGUGAAAACUGAAACUGGUUUUCAUUACAACAUUUCUGUUGUACCAUAAUUUAGAAGAAAAAGCAACCUGUACGCUUCAGUUUUCAUAGGCCAUGAGUGCUGUGUGUUUAUGCGAACAAGACGUUCCCCACCCCUGGCCUAUAUUGUUCAAUAUUAUGCAUUUUUUGUUGUGCAAUGAAAUUAAUUAUUAUACAUACAUUAUGGACCACUUUUUCCAUGGAAUAAAAACAUGUAUUCUAUUCCGUUCUAGUGGGCUUAUUGAUGGCAUGCAAUACUGUUAUCAUAUCGCUUAUCCUACAUGUAUUACGUCACUCUCCCCAAUGGGGAAUGAGCGUGCAAUAUUGCAGGUUUCUUUUUUAUCAGACAUCUAGUUUUUGGGUUUGUUUACCUGACAUGUUUCGACAUGUUGCAACUAUAUUUAAUAUAAGACAUAAUGAACGUAAUCGAAAGAAAAAAAAAUAUUGCAGGUUGUCGAGACAACAUGACAUCAUACGUCGGAGCUCAUGCGAAGAUCCAAGAACAAAACUUUUCUGCUGCGCAUACACAGAAUCAUUGUAUGCGCAGCCACUGGGGGUACAUGAGUGUACUCCUGGCGCCGGUCCCAAGCCCGGAUAAAUAGAGACGGUUGCGUCAGGAAGGGCGUCCAGCGUAAAACUGUGCCAAAUCUAACAUGCGGAUUGAGAAGAGAAAUGCCAUACCGGAUCGGUCGGGGCCCGGUUUAACAACAUCUGCCUCCGGUACUGUUGGUCAACAGGGUGCCGGUGGAAAGUAUGCUACUGUUGCAUCAAAACGGAGAAGGAGAAAAAGAGGGGGGAGGUGUGUUAGGAGAGAGUGUGAAAGAUGGAAGGGAAGGAGCUUAGAAUUGAGGGUAGGAACUAGGGAUGGGGCCGAUCCAGUAUCGGUAUCGGGUUCCGAUAUCAACGUUAUUCACGGAUCGGAAAUUUCCGAUCCAACCUGCAAAGAUUUCCGAUCCAUGAGACAUGUCUGUACACAUACUGUCUGCUGGAAUGACUCCACAAGUGAUUCCAUGGUGGCUGCACUGCUACCUGAUUGCAAAAUGUGGAAUGGAUUUCCUGCACAGAGGCGAAUCUCAAUGAGACACACAGUAAUGAGGAGACACGCUUCCGUUCAGGAAAUCCAUCCCACAGUUUGUAGCGAGCUAGCAGGUGAGCGUGGAUGGAGCAGCAAGCUAACCAAUUUUUCACCACAACAUGUCAGCUGUGUGGAAAUACUUUUUACUUGAAACACCGCAAAGCAAGACAGCAACGUGCAAUGUUUGCAAAGCCGUUGUACCGAGAGGCGGAAGCUCCGUUGCGACAUACAAUACCACAAACUUAAUAAAGCAUCUGAAAAAGCACCACCCUAAAGAGCACGAUGACUUCGUAGCCAUGGGGCCGAAACACCAAAGUAGCCGGCAGCAAUCACUUGAGCAGUCAUUUCAAACAGGUAAACUUUCACCAGACAAUGCUAAAGCUAAAGGGAUCACUGAGAAGUUGCUUAACUUCAUCGUACUCGAUGACCAACCAUUGUCAGUUGUCGAAAACGAAGGAUUUCGCAGCCUGAUCGAGCACUUACAGCCGAGAUACAGUUUACCAUCCAGGAGAUAUUUAUCAGAGACGGCGCUACCUGAACUAUACAACCGAGUGUCAACCAAGUUAGCUGAGAAGUUAAAAAGAGUUCCAGCUCUGAGCUUUACUACAGAUAUUUGGACUUCAGAUGUCUGCCCAAUGUCACUGAUAAGCCUUACUGUGCACUGGAUUGACCACGAUACACACGAGCUCUGUUGUGCGGUGCUCCAGGUAAAAAAGUGCAGAGGCUCACACAACCGAGCUACAAUCGCAGCAUCCAUUACAGAGAUGUUAAAUCACUGGGAGAUCCCGCUAGAAAAAGUGCAUGUAAUUCUACGGGACAAUGCAAGCAACAUGAAGGCUGCGAUGGAAGACAUGGCAGUUUCUAGUCUGGGCUGUUUUGCUCACACGCUGCAGCUCAUUGUGCACGAGGGGCUACUAUCACAACGCAGCGUUAGUGAUGCUUUAGCAAACAGCAGGAAGAUCGUCGCACACUUCAAGCACUCACAACUCGCACAGUCUCGCUUGGAAGACCUGCAACGUGAGAUGCAAGGUGGGGGAACUACAAUUACACCAACUCGACUUGUUCAGGAUGUUCAAACAAGAUGGAACAGUUCCUUUUAUAUGAUCAAGAGCCUUCUGAAAGAGAAGCGACCCCUCUGUGCAUAUGCUGCCGACCACAAUUUACCUGCAACAUUGUCAGCCAACGAGUGGGGUUUGCUGGAGAAAACAGUGACUGUGUUGGAACCCUUUGAGGAGUUAACCAGGAAAAUCAGCUCAGCGACCUCUACUGCUGCCGACGUAAUUCCAGCUGUGACCAUUUUACAACGCCUGCUUGCCAUGGAGAACAGUGCCGACAGCGGCAUCAAAACAAUGAAAAGCACACUCCUCCAAGCUGUCAACAGGCGUUUCAGAGAAGUCGAAAGUGAACCACUCUACGCUGUUGCCACUUUAGUGGACGCUCGAUACAAGGACAGAUUCUUUACUAGUGGAGAAACUGCCAGGAGGGGGAAGGCCCUCUUGACACAAGAGCUUGAGAAGAUGGAGCAAGCACUGCUCAGGGCCUCAGCUGAUGAAGCAGGGACAACAGAGGCUGAGCCAGCAGAAAAGGUUGCUUGCAUGGAAGCUGGGCCAAGUACUGGUGGUGGUACUCCAAGCACAAUGAAAACCAGCUUCAGCAGUCUGUACAACAGAAUUCUGGAGGAGCAUGAUGAACCUGCAGGAGGUACCCAGGCAGUGGUUAUCCAGAUGCAGAUGUACUUGAAAGAACCAACAAUAAGUGAGAAAGACAGCCCUUUCCAGUACUGGGCAAACAACCAUGCUCGCUUUCCUCUUCUUGGUGCUGUUGCGGCAAAGUUCCUGAGUGCCCCUUCAACCAGUGUUGAAAGCGAAAGACUGUUCAGCACAGCAUCCAAUAUUGUGGAUGAAAAGAGGAAUCGCCUGACAGCAGAGAGAGCAGAAAUGCUCAUAUUCCUUAAAAAGAACCUGCCAAUGUUUAAGUGAGAUUUUUUGAAUGCUCUAGAUCAAUCCCUGCCUCAGUGUUAACUUUUUGAGGAGUCAUUUACUGUUUAUUUUCUUUUGAAGAAUAGUUAGACUCUGGUGCAAGUUUAAUCCAGGUCACAUUCUAAGUCAAACCUCCAUUUGUGCUGUUCAGAUGUACACUGUUUUAUUGAUGGUGGGUGUGAAACUUACAUUGCACUUUAUAUUGCACUUUGAUUUCAAGUAUUUGACAACCUUGAAUUGUGGCUGCUGCUUGAGCAUGAAUGUUUUAUUGCUGCUGUGAAUGAUCACAUUUAAGGCCAUUUUAUAUGUGAAAACUUUUUUUGCUUUAUUGUGGCUACACUUGUUGUGGCCUAUACUUAAUUUGUGAAGAAGUGAAAGCAGCCCUUCUGUCUUGAGUUUAAUAAAUGACAGUCAGUUUAAAAUCCUUACAGUUGCAUAUUUGUUUUCAGGAUGGGAUUGUUACUGUUAGUAGGAUUUCCUGUUUUCUGACCUUAUACUUACCUCAAGUUGCCUUUUGGUACACACAUGCAUCCAUUUGUUCAUAUCAUAGUUGCCUGUAGAGAUGAGUUUUUACCAAUAAUGAUGAUAAUAUUGAAAUAUUUUUGGUAUCGGAAUAGUAUCGGUAUCGGCAGAUAUUCAAAUUCAGGUAUCGGGAUCGGAUCGGAAGUGAAAAAAUAUGGAUCGGUGCAUCCCUAGUAGGAACACUGAAUGUGGGAACAUUGAUGGCGGCACGGUGGUGUAGUGGUUAGCACGGUUGCCUCACAGCAAGAAGGUUCCGGGUUCGAACCCAGCGACCUGCGAGGGCCUUUCUGUGUGGAGUUUGCAUGUUUUCCCUGUGUCUGCCCGGGUUUCCUCCAGGUGCUCUGGUUUCCCCCACAAUCCAAAGACAUGCAGUUAGGUUGACGUGGGGCGGCCUUGGGCUGAGGUGCCCUUGAGAAAGUUACAGAAUCCCUGACGGCGCUCUUGGCUGCCCACUGCUCUGGGUGUGUGCACGUGUGUUCACUGCUUCAGAUGGGUUAAAUGCAGAGGAUGAAUUUCACUGUGCUUGAAGUGUGCAUGUGAUGAAUAUGUGACAAAUAAAGGAAUGGUAGAGCGACAGAGUUAGCAGGUAUAAUGGAAAGGAGGAAGUUGGACAUUUUGUGUGUGCAGGAGACGAGGUGGAAGGGAAGCAAGGCCAAGAACAUUGGAGGUGGAUGCAAGUUGUUUUAUUCUGGAGUCGAUGGAAAGAGAAAUGGUGUUGGUAUUGUUUUGAGGGGAGAGUUGGUCAACAGUGUGAUUGACGUGAAGAGGAUGUCAGAUAGAGUGAUAGGCAUGAAGUUGGAGAUUCAAGGAGUGGUAAUCAAUGUUGUGUGUGCGUACGCCCCACAGGUUGAAUGUGAGAAUGAAGAGAACGAGUUUUUCUGGAAAAAAAUGGAUGAAGUGGUAGAAAGUAUAUCGAGGGAGGCGCGCAUGCUGAUAGGAACAGAUUUCAAUGGACAUGUUGGUGAGGGAAACAGAGGAGAUGAGGACGUGAUGGGCAGAUAUGGUGUAAGAGAGAGAAAUGUGGAAGGGCAAAUGGUGGUUGAUUUUUCAAAGAGGAUGAAUUUGGCAAUAGUCAAUACAUACUUUGAGAAGAAAGAGGAGCACAGAUUGACGUUGAAGAGUGGAGGAAGAUUUACACAGGUGGACUACUGUACAUACUCUGCAGAAGGGGUAACCUGAAGGAGAUUGGAGACUGUAAAGUGAUGGCAAGGGAGAGUGUAGCUAGACAACAUCGAGUGGUCGUGUGCAGGAUGAGCUUGAAAGAGAAAAAGAGGAAGCGUGAAAUAGUGGAGCUGAAGAUUAAGUGGUGGAAACUAAAAGAGGUUGAACACAGGGGCGUAGCCAUCAUUUUAGAAGUGAGGGGGACAAAUUGUUCAGAGGUCUAUUGAGUGAUUUAUCAUCCUCUCACAUUCAAUUGCACCUCUCCUUAGCAGCUAAAGAACCACAUAACCACAAACAGCACAGCACCAGGGAACCGACUUUAGUUCUUUAAAAUGAUAUACUAUCAAAAUCUAAAGUCAAAAUCUAUAAACCUAUAAAGUAAAAUUUAUAAAUAGGAUUAAGAAUAGUAGUAGUGACAUAGCUAGUUAUUCUCUUCUCACCUGUGACCCUGCAUAAUCAUCCCUGUUGGCCUCUGGUCCACUGUCUCCUCUCUCACCCUGCUCUUUCUAUUGUGGCAAUAAAGAUUAAAAAACAUGUGGAAAGCAACAUUUUGAAAUAGAAUUAGGAAUACAGUAAUAAUAAUCAGCAAAUUCAUGUACUUUAAACUUUAA
Neoarius graeffei (lesser salmon catfish) is the source of this 7179-nucleotide messenger RNA. RefSeq names its product zinc finger BED domain-containing protein 4-like. Gene Ontology annotation, molecular function: DNA binding; protein dimerization activity. The transcript is spliced from 2 exons. NCBI's taxonomy places the organism in Eukaryota, Metazoa, Chordata, Actinopteri, Siluriformes, Ariidae. The record is from RefSeq and is a predicted model, not a curated record. The coding region runs from base 3026 to 4885 and encodes 619 amino acids.